Molecule: messenger RNA, 2604 nt
Organism: Austrofundulus limnaeus
Lineage: Eukaryota; Metazoa; Chordata; Actinopteri; Cyprinodontiformes; Rivulidae
Gene: wbp1la
Product: WW domain binding protein 1-like a
Source: RefSeq, a predicted model, not a curated record
UUAAUUUUUGACAAAAAAAAGUUUUUUUUUUCCCAAUGGAAAACAGCUGAAGGCAGAAAUAUCUGCUCCUCGCCAUAUUAGGAAAGACUUCCGGCCACAAGGUGGCAGCAGUGAGAUGUGAAGUCAGAUGCAAACCGCAGCUAAACUAAAAGAAGAGAAGGAAGAGGAAAUGUUAGACUUGUUUUGUUUCCUUAAAGGCCAAUUUCAGUAAUAUGCCACGGCUAAUUUCCCUUAAGUUAUAUAAGAACAGAUGAGUGUUUAAUCGAUGUGGUCAUGAAUUUACCGAAGCUAAAGACUGGAGAAGAGAAUCUGGCGACGGUGGCCACAGAGCAGGGUUCUGGCUGGUGUGGGCCCUGAUCAUCAUCCUGACAGGCUUCUGUGUGUGUCAGCACCUGAGGGCCAAGCAGCGUUUCCAGCAGCAGCGCCGACAGAAUGAGAUCAAUCUCAUUGCCUACAGAGAGGCUAACAACAACUCGCAGCUGCCUCUCUAUCUCAGACUUUUGCCCAUCUACUUCCUGCCAGCCUACGAAGACGCAGACAACCGCCCAGCUACACCUCCUCCUCCCUACACCCCCCUCCAGCCAGCACCUCCGCUCUCCGACCCACCCGACGAAGCCUCUGUCUGCCUGCCGGCCGUCUCCAUCCCUGUCGAUGACGACGAGGCUCCAGAGGCCACACAAAUCCAGUCUCGCAGCGCUAACGGCCAAAAUAAAGACUUGACGCCAGGCAGGUAUCGGCGCUUCACGGGGGAUUCUGGGAUCGAAGUGUGUGACAGCCAGGAUCUGUGGGAUCAACAGGACUUUUUUGAAGAAGGAGAAAUGCUGGAAGAAGAGGGGACAAGGCAGCUAGAAGAGCAACCUGAUGACUGUGAUUCCCACUCUGUUGAACACAAUCAUGUCGGUGCCACGUUCAACACAACCGUAGCUGCAAACCCACAACCAAAGUCUCUUUGGUGAUCCAGAUUGGUACUUGUAUCCGUUUUACAGAUUAAAUAUUUGGUACUUACAAGUUUAGUUUGUUUGUACAACACUAGUCCACACGAAGUGUCUGAAGUGGAAUGAAAGUAAAUAUUUUGAUUAUUUGAAAGCUUUAAAUUAUUGUUGAGCGACUUUACUAUUGAAGCUUUACAUAUGUGUAUUCUAUUGUUAAUCAGUAUAAACUGGUCAACCAAGACUCCCACUAAAAUGUUCAGGAUGUUUAUACUUGGGAAAUUAUCGUUUACAGUGUAUCACCUGGCUAAAUAUGAUCUUACAAAAUUGGUGCCAAAAUCUGUUGUGACAAGUUUUAUGGUGCGUAUGUGCCUAAAAAUGUAUUUACAGCAAACUUAAACGGAUGAUGUGCACCUAAUCAGUAAUUUACUAUUUUUCUACUACUAUUAGGUGACAUAUGACCUUUUAUGAGCAAAGGUUUUCUAUUGCUAGUGACCAGUGUAGGCUCAACUCCUACAAUGGUUUUAAUCAGUAAUAAUUAACAAAUAAUAGUUCCUGGUGAUGGACUUGCGACCUGUCCCAGGUGUACCCCGCCCCUCGCACUGUGACUGCUGGAUGUGGGCACCAGUGACCCCCGCGACCCUAAAAGGAAUAAGCGGGUACAGAUAAUGGAUGGAUGGAUAGUUCCUGGUCACACAACGGGAUCAGUUUCUCAGUUUAAAUGAUCUAGUAUCGCACUUUUGGUUCAUUAUGUUGUUGAAGCGCUGAGUGGUUGGUGCUAAUGUCUCAUCACAGUUCGUCAGCUCUGAGAGAAAUGUUUACUAAUCGAUGAAAACACUAAUAUGUUGCAUCCUAAAUGCAGUGCCAAAAAUGAUGCCAGGAUGAACAGUUGGGGGCUAAGCUUUAUACACCCGUAGGACUGCUAAUAAAGACUAUUGCUGUCUAUAGGCAUAUUUAAAUAACAAAUUAGUUUUAAAUUAAAGUAAGAUACAUUUUGAUCAUUGAAAAGUUUUAGUGACUAAAAAAAUUUUGUGAUUUGUUUUUGUAACAAUGUUUGAAGUCGCCGUAAAGCUGAAAUAAUCUGACUUUUCAGUCCUAAACUGGGAUAAUACCAGCGAUCUUUACAGGGGUGUGCCUCACUUUUUACUGCUUAAUGACUGAGCACAGGCUCCACCCCUUUAACUCAACAGCUGAUACCCAAACAACCUUUAGUGCACUGUGAUUCUCAUCUAAUCACGUUUUGCUGUACGCAGGACUUGUGCGUCCUUGUACUUUCCCCCAAAACCAUGUGCACACAUCAGAUUUGAUUUAUUCCCUGCAGUGAUAAGGUCAACCAAAAACACGUGUGUAACUCUUUACACGUGUAUUUUAGACACAGCGUGUCUAACAGUACAGUUACGUUCUAAUGGUUGUAAAUGGGUUGUGAAGCUGAAACAAUCUAGUUUUAUGAGGGAACCAGUUGUGUCAGCUAAUAACUAUGCAACUUUAAGGUGAUCUUUAGCACUUGUUUCACUCCAUGUAUGUGUAAGAUGUUCUUUGUAACAGCUGUCUGACAAAUGAAAGUAUUUUUGCAUUGAAAAAAAAAGUAUGGAUAAAUAAAAUAAGCAGGAAAAACACUUAACAUAUGCAUGCUUGCAUGUGUUAAAUUACAUCUUCGUAACCUCCUGAGACCCAA